AUGAGGAACCAGUGUGACUUGGCGUCAAAGCUGUCAGCUGCUCAGGUGUGCUCAGGUGUCACUGUCAGUGGUGUGGUGUGAGACGGGAGCAGAGAACGGGAGAUCAACAGGUGGAUGGGUAUCAGAUCACCUGGAGGGAGCUUUUACCUGGCUGAGCUGGAUGUACAGAUAUAUACCUUUCUGCAAGAUAACAGGUAAGACAGCAGUUUCCUUGUGGUUUGUUGCAAUUACAGUUGCUCUAACAGUAGAAUCUGUAUCAUUGAUGGUAGAAGUUAGAUUAGUAGAUUAUUGUUUUACAACAGAGGUUAUUUGGGAAUGGGAGUGAGUAAAGCCCAAUUACUUGUAAGUCACCAUUGAUUAUGGGUCGUGUAUGCUUGUAUGACUUUUCAAAUCAAUAUUGACACAUGAUGAGUAGGUAAACUUGAUUGAAAUCAACAAGUACGGCAACAAAAGACUAUUCCUAGGUAUCAGCGGCCAAACCUCCUCUCACUGCAAAAACCCAGAAGACCAGCAUACAUUUCAAGCUGGUCCACGCUGCUCUGUGCUGGUCUGAUUCUGGUCAAGCUGGUCUGACCAGCAUGGCCUAGCUGGUUGACCAACAUGGUCUAACUCAGGGAUGGGCAACAUUGAUGGGGAUGGGGGCCACAAAAAUCUGAACUCAUCAUGAGGGGCCACAGUGGCUCGCGGGUAUGUGUACCCACAUCCAUACCCACACAUGUAGUCAGACCCCCCUCUUGACAAUGGAGAGAAAACAAUAAGUAAAUUUCCUGCAAUUCUACACAUUUUGCAGUUUUAAAGCAUGUUUGCUGCAAUUCUACAUAUUUUGCCAUGGGGGAAGAGAAGAUUUUGCAAUUUUACAGCCAAUUUCACGCAAUUCUACUCAUUUUGCCAUGGGGUGGAGAGAAAAUGAGCAGUUUUACAGAUAAUUACCCGCAAUUCUACACAUAUUGCCAUGGGGUGGAGAGAAAAUGAGCAGUUUUACAGAUAAUUACCCGCAAUUCUACACAUAUUGCCAUAGGGUGGAGAGAAAUGUUAGCAGUUUUUCAUAUAUCUGAGUGAGAAUGACUAACAAAAUCAAUGGGGGACCGGUAAUUUUAGAUAGCUGGCUAGACUAACUUAUCAAUAUAUAUAUUUUUGCUGACAUGGGCUAAUUCAGUGACUGAAAAAAAUAUAUAUAUACAAAAGUAUGUGGACACCCCUUCAAAUUAAUGGAUUCGGCUAUUUCAGCCACAACCAUUGCUGACAGGUGUAUAAAAUCGAGCACACCGCCAUGCAAUCUCCAUAGACAAACAAUGGCAGUAGAAUGGCCUUACUGAAGAGCUCAGGAACUUUCAAUGUGUCACCAUCAUAGGAUGCCACAUUUCUAACAAGUCAGUUUGUCAAAUUUCUGCCCUGCUAGAGCUACCCCGGUCAACAGUAAGUGUGCUGUUAUUGUGAAGUGGAAACGUCUAGGAGCAGCAAUGGCUCAGCCGCGAAGUGAUAGCCCACACAAGCUCACAGAACAGGACCGCCGAGUGCUGAAGUGCGUAGCGCGUAAAAAUCGUCUGUCCUUGGUUACAACACUCACUACAGAGUUCCAAACUGCCUCUGGAAGCAAUGUCAGCACAAUAACUGUUCAUCGGGAGCUUGAUGAAAUGGGUUUCCAUGGCCGAGCAGCCGCACACAAGCCUAACAUCACCAUGUGCCAUUGGACUCUGGAGCAGCGGAAACAUGUCCUCUGGAGUGAUGAAUCACGCUUCACCAUCUGGCAGUCCGACGGACAAAUCUGGGUUUGGCGGAUGCAAGGAGAACGCUACCUACCCCAAUGCAUAGUGCUAACUGUUUGGUGGAGGAGGAAUAAUGGUAAGGGGCUGUUUUUCAUGGUUUGGGAUCGGCCCCGUAGUUUCAGUGAAGGGAAAUCUUAAUGCUACAGCAUACAAUGACAUUCUAGACGAUUCUGUGCUUCCAACUUUGUGGCAACAGUUUGGGGAAGGCCCUUUCCUGUUUCAGCAUGACAAUGCCUCUGUGCAUAAAAGCGAGGUCCAUACAGAAAUGGUUUGUCGAGAUUGGUGUGGAAGAACUUGACUGGCCUGCACAGAGCCAGGCCUAAUCGCCCAACAUCAAUGCCCGACCUCACUAAUGCUCUUGUGGCUGAAUGGAAGCAAGUCCCCGCAGCAAUGUUCCAACAUCUAGUGGAAAGCCUUCCCAGAAGAGUGGAGGCUGUUAUAGCAGCAAAGGGGGGACUAACUCCAUAUUAAUGCCCAUGAUUUUGGAAUGAGAUGUUCGACGAGCAGGUGUCCACAUACUUUUGGUCAUGUAGUGAAACAAGAGGAAAAAUGCUGAUACAUGACAAAAUUUCGAAAUUGCACCUUGUGCAUUCUACUAUUCUAACUCUCAACUGUAAUUUGAGACCCCGACUGAUCCGUGGGCCUACAAGGGCCGCCAGUUGCCCAUCCUUGGUCUAGCUGGUCAAGCUGGUCUGACUAGCAUGGUUUAGCUGGUUAGGCUGGCCAAACUGGUGAUGCUGGUGACCAAGCUGGUCUAUGCUGGUCCAGCAUGGUCUAGCUGGUCUGCAAAACCAUGGCCAUCAUUAUCAUAUUUACCAGCAUGCUCUAUUGCAGUUAGAUUUUUAGAAAAGGGUUUGUUUCAAUACCUUUUUUAUUUAUAGCAUUUUUGCAUGUACAUUGAUUAAUUCAACUUACGCUACACAAAGAUAAAUAACAUACAUUUUUUUCAAUUAAUCCAAUCUGUUGGAUUUAUUGCACCCGUUACUGAAUGGUUGUUCCAGUUUCACGUAAUUGUCUUUCUAAACCUGGUAUUCAUUCUGAAUGCAGAUUGUGGGUGAAUAAAAGUUCAAAUUGUUGGAUAUCCCCACUCAGGCUGGAUUCCAAUAGGAAUUAAACAUCAUUUUGAAAGCCAGCAUAAUGUGAUUAGAUGCUGGUUUUGCUGGUGACCAGCAUACUGGUAUGCUGGUGACCAGCUUUUGCAGGUCACCAGUGUCCAAAAACACAACGAAGCCUGGUCACCAGCAAAAACACAGCAAAGGCUGGUCACCAGCAAAAACACAACGAAGGCACCAGCAAAAACACAGCGAAGGCACCAACACAAAUACAGCGAAAGCUGGUCACCAGCAAAAACACAACGAAGCCUGGUCACCAGCAAAAACACAACGAAGGCACCAGCAAAAACACAGCGAAGGCUGGUCACCAGCAAAACCAGCAGGGCUAUUAGUAGUGUCUUAUAAUAAGAGCAGCCUACAGUCAAUACCUGUUACCAAACAUCUGAUUCUGUGGUCAUUCAUGCAUACUGUAACGUAAGCGCUGGGCCAGAUGAGAUUACUGUCUGUGUGUGUGGAUGCUGGCAGCCUGCUGCCUCCUGUUCCAGCUCUACUCCUCCGAUCUGUCUAGCAGAUGACACGGCCUGUGAUUAGAUUACAAAUAGAGCAAAUGUUGCUAAUUCACUAUCCAUGUCAGUGACAAUGCUAAUUUGUUAGCACUGUCUGGCAAACUCAGUUGAGUGGCAUCUCAUCUCCUUCUCCUCUUGUGUAGUGAAUUUGACCAGCUUCAAAACUGAAAGUUAAUAUUAAGAGAGUUAGGCAAAACUAUUAUAUUUCUGUGUCUGGAUACAGUGUGGUUUCCUGCAGGGGAAACAGCAACCAGCAAUGAUGGAGUCAUAUCAGAAGGACACAGCCAGAGGGUGGAUGAGAAGACACAGCCAGAGUCUCCUUCAGGAUCUCUUCUACAAGGGUGUUCAAGCUGGGGACAGAGACACACCUGUAAGUGCAUAUGUCAAGAGGGUGGAAAAAUGUGUCUUGGUAUUUCUCUUAAUAAAUGGAAAAAUCUUGACCUGGCAUGUAUGUGAUCUCUCCAUCUUCCUACAGAUACCAGCUCAAUACGGAACUGCUAAUAAGACUGUAGCUGCCAGCAUCAUCAGUGGGAAGAGCAAGCUUCUUCUGCUGGAAAGCCCUGACACUGUGGAAAUCUACGGCGUAUGUGACAAUUAAACAUAUAUUCUGUAUUUACUGUCUUAUUCUCAUUAUGACGGCCCUAGUCAUAACAUUUCAGACAGUUUUUCCAGUUUUGAAGGUGCAUGUCUGAAGGUUUCAUAUCCAGUCUACCGUAAGGAGUUUAAGGACAUAUAACCAAAACAUGUCAAAACACUUAAAAUAAACAAACAUCCUUUCCACACUAAUUAUAAUCAAAAUAUUCGCUCUGGUCUCUUGGUUUGUUUCAGCUUUCACCAUAACAGGUUGUGACAUAAUUUUUCACAGCUUAAUAAACCAGUGGCUCACCCAGGGGUAGGCGGGAUGGGACUUGUCUACCUCCCUGCCAUCACAGCCAAGGCCUCCAGUCUGGCUUCAGUCAGAGGGUCUCUAAGUGCUUCCUGCCCUUAUCUGUACAGCAAACACAGAGGAUCCUUCUCUUCUAUAGGCUCACAGAGAACUGCAGCCUAUAACAACAACAAACAGGUAACUAGUCUGACUGACUCAUAACUGAGAUGCAUUCAAACAAAUAUUAAGAUACUGAGAUGCAUUCAAACAAAUCUGAGAAAAUAUAUAAUCUCACCUUGGGCCACUGUACCAGAGUAACCUAAAGGCAUUGAAGGAGGCCAAGCGAUCCAACGUCACCGUGACGAUGACCUACCUGGGGUCACUUGGUCACCCGGGGUCAGGGUCCGCAGGGACACAGCAGGACGAGCUGAAAGUGCUCCAGCAGAUCUGUGGAGGAGAGAACAUCUGUGUCUUCAAGGGCUUGGUACGACCAGGAGGUAGGUCCAUACAGGGCACUAAAUUAACUUUAAAAAGUUAGAAGCACCAAAUAGUAUUUAGCACAAAAAAAAUGUAUUGAUUUAAAAUGAUUAUAUAGCCUAGGCCCUAGCUUACAUUAGUAGCUAUCCAGGAGCCCCCUUUCUUCCAGUGCUGUCAAGUUACCAGGCAGCUACCCCAUUUCAUAGACGCUAACUACUUUAGCACGUAUUGACGAUAGUAUCUUCUUUACCGGGGGAGUUUUGUUAAGAGCCCAGACGCUCGGUCUGAAAGUUAACACACAUCGCUUGCGGUACUGUUUUGGAAACAUAAGGAAUGUAUCUUUCAUACCAGCAAGAAAUCAUUUCCUAAAAACAAAAAGGGUAAAUUACUACACACCUUUAUAGGGUUAGGGUUAGUGUUCCUACACGGCCAUAUCUCCAUGUAACAGCGCUUCGUUACGGAAGACAGACAGAAGACAUAGGCGGCCAUCUGUGCUAAUUAGCUAUGUAGCGUGCUCCGAACACCUGUGUGUAAGAGUAACUGGGGAGGAAGUGUAGUUCGUCAACUGGAGGCACACAGCGUAUGGAUCUGUGCAAAACUGCUACAAUUAGUGUAUCUUCUUUAUUUGAAAUAAUCUUUCUCGCUGACAUGAAAGAUAAGGUGCAUAUCAGCAUAUGUUUAGAAAAUCAUUUAGAAAGCGAUGAUUAUUGACGUUUGUAAAUGUUAAAACACAGCGUUGGAAUUGUAAUCCACACAGAGCCAACCGUGGGCAAAUGUAACCGCUGAAAACACUACAUACGGAGAAUAAGGGUUUCGAGAGCUACCAGGUAGCCCGCUAUAUAGUAAUAUGACUGGACAAGGUUGUUUGUUAUCAAAUAAAUAGUUAACUUCCUGCAAAAGGGUUUCUGAAAUAAAAAAAUUUGACCUGUGAAACCGCAAUAGAAAAAAAACAAUGUAGCUCCGGUAGCUAAUAUGACUUUUGAACGGUUUUGGGCUAGAAGAGCAGCAUUUAAAAAGGUGCAACCACAGACCAUAUACAGAAUCAGGCUUCAACCGAGCAAAGUUGAUACAUUGUAUCAUUUCACAAUGACAUCAAAUAAAAUAUAAAAAUGAAUCAACACCCAUCCCUCUCCUUCUUUCAAAGUCCAAUCCAAAUCACAUCCCUACACAGGCUCAAGGGCCUGUGAGGGCGGAACAUUCGUCGACAGGAUUCCUUGCAAGGCCUCGGCUGUGAAAUCGCUGAGUCCCAAAAAUAAUUUAGGUGCACUUACAAUUAUACCUAUUUUCUCAGAUGUAUUCUCUGUUUGCGCUGUGCAGUUAUCACCAUUGCAAUAAAUGCAAUGUGGUCUCAGUGCAAUUCAUAUUAUUCUGUAUGUAAAUCUGUGACAUCCAUUUAGUAUGAUAUGUUACAUUACAUCUGAAUGGAAUAGCGUUCGUAAAAUAGUAACUUAUCAUACAUCUUGGAGGACGUACAGUGGGGGAAAAAAAUAUUUAGUCAGCCACCAAUUGUGCAAGUUCUCCCACUUAAAAAGAUGAGAUAGGCCUGUAAUUUUCAUCAUAGGUACACGUCAACUAUGACAGACAAAUUGAGCAUAUUUUUUCCAGAAAAUCACAUUGUAGGAUUUUUAUGAAUUUAUUUGCAAAUUAUGGUGGAAAAUGAGUAUUUGGUCACCUACAAACAAGCAAGAUUUCUGGCUCUCACAGACCUGUAACUUCUUCUUUAAGAGAAUUCUCUGUCCUCCACUCGUUACCUGUAUUAAUGGCACCUGUUUGAACUUGUUAUCAGUAUAAAAGACACCUGUCCACAACCUCAAACAGUCACACUCCAAACUCCACUAUGUCCAAGACCAAAGAGCUGUCAAAGGACACCAGAAACAAAAUUGUAGACCUGCACCAGGCUGGGAAGACUGAAUCUGCAAUAGGUAAGCAGCUUGGUUUGAAGAAAUCAACUGUGGGAGCAAUUAUUAGGAAAUGGAAGACAUACAAGACCACUGAUAAUCUCCCUCGAUCUGGGGCUCCACGCAAGAUCUCACCCCGUGGGGUCAAAAUGAUCACAAGAACGGUGAGCAAAAAUCCCAGAACCACACGGGGGGACCUAGUGAAUGACCUGCAGAGAGCUGGGACCAAAGUAACAAAGCCUACCAUCAGUAACACACUACGCCGCCAGGGACUCAAAUCCUGCAGUGCCAGACGUGUCCCCCUGCUUAUGUCCAGGCCCGUCUGAAGUUUGCUAGAGUGCAUUUGGAUGAUCCAGAAGAGGAUUGGGAGAAUGUCAUAUGGUCAGAUGAAACCAAAAUAUAACUUUUUGGUAAAAACUCAAAUCGUCGUGUUUGGAGUACAAAGAAUGCUGAGUUGCAUCCAAAGAACACCAUACCUACUGUGAAGCAUGGGGAUGGAAACAUCAUGCUUUGGGGCUGUUUUUCUGCAAAGUGACCAGGACGACUGAUCCGUGUAAAGGAAAGAAUGAAUGGGGCCAUGUAUCGUGAGAUUUUGAGUGAAAACCUCCUUCCAUCAGCAAGGGCAUUGAAGAUGAAACAUGGCUGGGUCUUUCAGCAUGACAAUGAUCCCAAACACACCGCCCGGGCAACGAAGGAGUGGCUUCGUAAGAAGCAUUUCAAGGUCCUGGAGUGGCCUAGCCAGUCUCCAGAUCUCAACCCCAUAAAAAAUCUUUGGAGGUAGUUGAAAGUCUGUGUUGCCCAGCGACAGCCCCAAAACAUCACUGCUCUAGAGGAGAUCUGCAUGGAGGAAUGGGCCAAAAUACCAGCAACAGUGUGUGAAAACCUUGUGAAGACUUACAGAAAACGUUUGACCUGUGUCAUUGCCAACAAAGGGUAUAUAACAAAGUAUUGAGAAACUUUUGUUAUUGACCAAAUACUUAUUUUCCACCAUCAUUUGCAAAUAAAUUCAUUAAAAAUCCUACAAUGUGAUUUUCUGGAUUUUCUUUUCUCAUUUUGUCUGUCAUAAUUGACGUGUACCUAUGAUGAAAAUUACAGGCCUCUCUCAUCUUUUUAAGUGUGAGAACUUGCACAAUUGGUGGCUGACUAAAUACUUUUUUCCCCACUGUACAGUAUAACACAUCUUUAUCUGAGACCAAGUUGCUAAUUGCAUGGUAACAACAAAGGAGAAUUAUGGGGAGAAUUUACGUUGGUGAUUAGGGGAACUAACGACAAAUGUUAGGAUAACUUAAACAACAAAGGUUAGGUGAAUUUACGUAGCAGGUUAGGUGAAUUGGGUUAAGUUUAGAAUAAAGCUUACCAUAUGCUUCCCAGUCUAAAUAGUUCGCACAUACACUACCGGUCAAAUGUUUUAGAACACCUACUCAUUCAAGGGUUUUUCUUUAUUUGUACUAUUUUCUACAUUGUAGAAUAAUAGUGAAGACAUCAAAACUAUGAAAUAACACAUAUGGAAUCAUGUAGUAACCAAAGAAAAGUGUUAAACAAUUUAAAAUAUACAGCGAGGGAAAAAAGUAUUUGAUCCCCUGCUGAUUUUGUACGUCUGCCCACUGACAAAGACAUGAUCAGUCUAUCAUUUUAAUGGUAGGUUUAUUUGAACAGUGAGAGACAGAAUAACAACAAAAAAAUCCAGAAAAACCCAUGUCAAAAAUGUUAUAAAUUGAUUUGCAGUUUAAUGAGGGAAAUAAGUAUUUGACCCCUCUGCAAAACAUGACUUAGUACUUAGUGGCAAAACCCUUGUUGGCAAUCACAGAGGUCAGACGUUUCUUGUAGUUGGCCACCAGGUUUGCACACAUCUCAGGAGGGAUUUUGUCCCACUCCUCUUUGCAGAUCUUCUCCAAGACAUUAAGGUUUCGAGGCUGACGUUUGGCAACUCGAACCUACAGCUCCCUCCACAGAUUUUCUAUGGGAUUAAGGUCUGGAGACUGGCUAGGCCACUCCAGGACCUUAAUGUGCCUCUUCUUGAGCCACUCCUUUGUUGCCUUGGCCGUGUGUUUUGGGUCAUUGUCAUGCUGGAAUACCCAUCCACGACCCAUUUUCAAUGCCCUGGCUGAGGGAAGGAGGUUCUCACCCAAGAUUUGAUGGUACAUGGCCCUGUCCAUCGUCCCUUUGAUGAGGUGAAGUUGUCCUGUCCCCUUAGCAGAAAAACACCCCCAAAGCAUAAUGUUUCCACCUCCAUGUUUGACGGUGGGGAUGGUGUUCUUGGGGUCAUAGGCAACAUUCCUUCUCCUCCAAACACCGCGAGUUGAGUUGAUGCCAAAGUUGAUGCUCCAUUUUGGUCUCAUCCGACCACAACACUUUCACCCAGUUCUCCUCUGAAUCAUUCAGAUGCAAACUUCAGACGGGCAUGUAUAUGUGCUUUCUUGAGCAGGGGGACCUUGCGGGCGCUGCAGGAUUUCAGUCCUUCACAGCGUAAUGUGUUACCAAUUGUUUUCUUGGUGACUAUGGUCCCAGCUGCCUUGAGAUCAUUGACAAAGAUCCUCCCAUGUAGUUCUGGGCUGAUUCCUCACCGUUCUCAUUGCAACUCCACGUGGUGAGAUCUUGCAUGGAGCCCCAGGCCGAGGGAGAUUGACAGUUAUUUUGUGUUUCUUCCAUUUGCAAAUAAUCGCACCAACUGUUGUCACCUUCUCACCAAGCUGCUUGGCGAUGGUCUUGUAGCCCAUUCCAGCCUUGUGUAGGUCUACAAUCUUGUCCCUGACAUCCUUGGAGAGCUCUUUGGUCUUGGCCAUGGUGGAGAUUUUGGAAUCUGAUUGAUUGAUUGCUUCUGUGGACAGGUGUCUUUUAUACAGGUAUCAAGCUGAGAUUAGGAGCACUCCCUUUAAGAGUGUGCUCCUAAUCUCAGCUCGUUAACUGUAUAAAAGACACCUGGGAGCCAGAAAUCUUUCUGAUUGAGAGGGGGUCAAAUACUUAUUUCCCUCAUUAAAAUGCAAAUCAAUUUAUAACAUUUUUGACAUGCGUUUUUCUGGAUUUUUUUGUUGUUAUUCUGUCUCUCACUGUUCAAAUAAACCUACCAUUCAAAUUAUAGACUGAUCAUUUCUUUGUCAGUGGGCAAACGUACAAAAUCAGCAGGGCAUCAAAUACUUUUUUCCCUCACUGUAUUUUAUAUUUGAAAUUCUUCAAAUAGCCACCUUUUGCUUUGAUGACAGCUUUGCACACUCUUGGCAUUCUCUCAACCAGCUUCAUGAGGUAGUCACCUUGAAUGCAUUUCAAUUAACUGGUGUGCCUUCUUGAAAGUUAAUUUAUGGAAUUUCUUUCCUUCUUAAUGUGUUUGAGCCAAUCAGUUGUGUUGUGACAAGGUAGGGGGGAUAUACAGAAGAUAGCCGUAUUUGGUGAAAGACCAAGUCCAUAUUAUGUCAAAAACAGCUCAAAUAAGCAAAUAGAUACAACAGUCAAUCAUUACUUUAAGACAUGAAGGUCAGUCAAUACGGAACAUUUCAAGAACUUUGAAAGUUUCUUCAAGUGCAGUCGCAAAAACCAUCAAGCGCUAUGAGGAACUGGAUCUCAUGAGGACCGCCACGGGAAUGGAAGACCCAGAGUUACCAUUGCUGCAUUAGAGUUACCUGCCUCAGAAAUUGCAGCCCAAAUAAAUGCUUCACAGAGUUCAAGUAACAGAAACAUCUCAACAUCAACUGUUCAGAGGAGACUGCGUGAAUCAGGCCUUCAUGGUCGAAUUUCUGCAAAGAAACCACAACUAAAGGACACCAAUAACAAGAAGAGACUUGCUUUGGCCAAGAAACACGAGCAAUGGACAAUUUGUCCUUUGGUCUGGAGUCCAAAUUUGAGAUUUUUGGUUCCAACGGCUGUGUCUUUGUGAGAUGUGGUGUGGGUUAACGGAUGAUCUCCGCAUGUGUAUUUCCCACCGUGAAGCAUGGAGGAGGAGGUGUUAUGGUGUUGGGGUGCUUUGCUGGUGACACUGUCUGUGAUCUAUUUAGAAUUCUUAACCAGCAUGGCUACCACAGCAUUCUGCAGCAAUACGCCAUCCCAUCUGGUUUGGGCUUAGUGGGACUAUCAUUUGUUUAUCAACAGGACAAUGACCCAACACACCUCCAGGCUGGGUAAGUGCUAUUUUACCAAGAAGGAGAGUGAUGGAGUGCUGCGUCAGAUGACCUGGCCUCCACAAUCCCCCGAACUCAACCAAAUUGAGAUGGUUUGGGAUGAGUCGGACCACAGAGUGAAGGAAAAGCAGCCAACAAGUGCUCAGCAUAUGUGGGACUUUUUACACUUCUUGCAUUGCAUCGGGUUUUGCGCAAACGUUCUUACGACGUAUCUUAUAUAUCCCAAGUUUGCAUAGGGUGGUAAUUACUCUUCCCCAAAGAACAAUAAUACAGAUCAACUUUGCUCCUUUUUCCCUUUCUCCAUACGGGUCAAGCAACGUGCAUUAACUACUUCUGCAUUAUUUUGCCUAAGAUAUUGAUUAUUAAUGUCCAACAGGACGCCAGAGAUAAUACCUUUUACUGGUGCCCUGCUCUGAAAAUCAAAGCUGUCCGCUUCAUGCGUUGAUAAUUUCACGAGCCACAAUGCACGCUCCUUUUGCUAUUUAGAUACACACGAUAUCAACACCAUACCACUCCAGGUUACUUGACUGCAUCCACUUUUCCCAACGCCCUCUUCACCAUCCUUGUGACUUCAAAAGGGUUUUCCAAAUAAACAUUAGUUUCCAAAAAACGUACUCAUCAGACUCAUUUUCCCUUUUUGUUCCAUUCUUGGACUUCACUGUUGUCCACUCAUCUUUCUCGCUAACUGUACUAGACGUGUUUUCAGCUUCAAAAGACACUUCUGCUUCCGCCAUCUCCCCGAGCCACCUAUCACCCCAACUGUGUUACAGUUCAGAAAGUGGAGGCUUUCACAUAUUUCAAAAUGGCAUCCUAUUGGUCAGAUUUUUAAAACUCAUUUACCAAUCACAUCAUGUUUUGUUUUACGUUUUAGCAGACCCUCUUAUCCAGAACGACUUACAGUUAGUGAGUGCAUACACUCACUAACUGUACUCAUACUGGUCCCCCGUGGGAAUCGAACCCACAACCCUGGCGUUGCAAGCGCCACGCUCUACCAACUGAGCUACACAGGGAAAUCUAGGCCAGUUUGAAAUAUAUAAACCCUCCUUCAGUAUUUGAUCUGUAACACCUUGAGUUGAUGAAGGCUGAUGCUCCAGUUGCUGAAUUUCCUCUUCACUCAUUCAGGUGAGGUGAAAUAAUACAGUAUCGACUUGCUCGCAAUGUGCGCUGCUCAAAUUAUACAAAUAUAACAACUCUUAGAAUACAUAUAAUUUUGCCAUUAUCUGGGUGAAUAUUUGUUUGGCGCACGGUGCUACCAAAUCAAUCAAAUGUAUUUAUGAAGCCCUUUUUACAUCAGCAUAUGUUACAAAGUGCCUAUACAGAUGUCACGAAUGUCAGUGUAAUGCGGUGGAAGAAGUCAGGCGCAGGACGCAGAAACUCUAAGAAACGUACUUUACUAAAUUAAGUAAAGAACACAACACAGAAUACCUCCACACAGGGAGGAACUAACCCGCUCACCAACGACACACGUAACAAUGAACAAUAACACACAAAUUCCAAAUGAGAGACAGGGGUAAAUAUAUGGAAUACAAUCAAACAUAAUGGGGAACAGGUGAAAACAAUAAAGACUAAACUAGACAAACACCGAAACAUUGAUCGGCAGCAGCUAGUACUCCGGGGACGACGAACGCCGAAGCCUGCCCGAGCAAGGAGGAGGAGCAGCCUCGGCUGAAUCCGUGACAACAGAAACCCAGCCUAAAACCCCAAACAGCAAGCAAAGCAGAUGUAGAAGCACGGUGGCUAGGAAAAACUACCUAGAAAGGCAGGAACCUAGGAAGAAACCUAGAGAAGAACCAGGCUCUGAGGGGUGGCCAGUCCUCUUCUGGCUGUGCCGGGAACCCUGACCUGUUCCACACCACUACCAAAUCAAAAUUCCAGAUCACAGCAAACAUAUUUAGGAGCAUAUGCGACCAAAAUGGUGUUGAUUUUAUUUUGGGGCAUUUCAACUUAGCUUCUACAAAAAAAUGCACUAUAUUUUCCACACGGCUUCUCUGUGUGGAUUUCUCCCUAUAGCACUGAAUCUCAAUUAUUUUUGGGAAAAAGUGCGCCCUGUAGAUGACACAGCCCUUAAACUUAAAUCCAGGUGCACUGUGGCAUACCCUGUUCUCAUACUCCAGCCUCUCGGUGAGCUGUUUUUAUAUGUGUGUCUCAGGGGAUUGGGAAUAAAGGGGGUGAGGGGAGAAAACUAUGUCUCACGGGAGAACCAAGGUAAAGUUUGUAGCUUUGUUGAACUAAUCCUCUUAUAUCCCUUUACAUUAUAUCCUCACCUCUAACUCCCCUGUUCUGUCUCCUGUGUCCCCUCCUGUAGAGCAGUUCCAGUGGGUCUCCCAGAGGCACUGGGGUUACCCCUUUAGUGGCACCAUGUACGUGAACAGGCUCAUCGCUGCUAGGAUCAGCUCCUGCUGUGAGUACCGCUAUGCCCCGGGCUUCCAGCAGGGCAAGAAGAGCUGCUUCAGACUCACCUGGCUGGCUGGAGGGAUGCCCUGCUAUACGUGAGCAUUCAACCCAUAGAUAGACAAUAUAUCAAUAUUAUAUAUAUACACAGUAUAUAUGAUUCAACCUCUUUCAGACUACAAAUGAAUAUAAUGUCAGCUCAACUUCUUCACCUACAAAUUAUUGUCAGCAUUAAACCUAGUUCAAGUUUAUUUAUAGCCAUUUAUUGGAUUUUUCUGUUCGAUUUCUCAAACAAUAAACACACACAAACCAAUCAAUCAAUAAAUAGUCAGUAAAAAUUGCUUAUAUAUGAUAGGCUUUAAAGUCCCUGAAAAAUCUAUUUCAGCUUAAAGGGAUACUUCGGGAUUUUACCAUACUAGCAGAUACCCAUAGACUUCCAGUCAUUGCGCUAACACUAGUUAGCAUUGGCUCGCAAACCUAACUCUAUCUUCCUUCCUAUAGACAUAAAAAUGGUAUCCACUAGUUCAUCUGACUCUGGGGGAGUAGAUAAAGGGCCUCAUUGCCAAAAUCCCCAAAGUAUCACUUUAACCUCUAGCCUAUACAUCAAUGUCACCCUUAACCAAAGCCAUGGCUAUAACAAUGUUUUAUGUUUACUAUAAAAACCUGAAUACAGACUGACAGAAAGCAAGAAGAUCCAAGUCCAUGUCCUAUGGCAGUGAGCAAUGGCUUCACCCACUGUGUUCCUAUUGACCGACCUACUGUGGAAAUAUUCAAGUCAUGUUCAACACUUAUUUUUCAUUAUUUUCAGAUGUACAAGUUUCCGAAACAAAUACAGCUCUUACCAGCAGCUGAACAAUGGCACACAAGAGAACCUUAGUCUGCCUCCAGACCAGAACCCUGGCAAUGGUAUUAAGCAUGGAAAUAAAGGGCUGUCUCAAAGUAAUCAAUUUUCCUACUCAUUCAUCAACAACUUUUUGGGAGACGGUCCAAUUCCUGUUUUAAUGUUCUGCAUAGUCAUAAUUUUAGAAACACAGCACAGCACACAUUUCGAAAAGUUAUUUAUUAAAGAAAUUAUACAUUCAAUUGUAUUAUUUAUUUGAUUGUUCUAAUAGCAUGCUAUGUGUAUGAAUGGAUUGAAUAUCUUGUUCCCCUAAGUUGGUUUUUUUAUCGCUUUGGUACUAUUUUCACAAGUAUGUGCUGAAUUUUAAAAACUCUUAGUACAAAACUCCAAACACUUGUAGUCUUACAUUCAAAACCUUUCACUGUGCAUUCAUUUUGUUUGUAGACAUCUUUCACCACACAACCACUGAUCCAAAAUAUAAGUUUGCUGUGAAAUAUAACGAGAACAUUGAAUUAUUCACCAAAACACAACAUGACGAUAUCUUCUCAAUUUAGUACAAUUGUUAGUUUUUUAUAUACUUUUUACCCCUUUUUCUCUCCAAUUGGUAGUGACAGUCUUGUCCCAUCGCUGCAACUCCUGUACGGACUCGGGAGAGGCAAAAGUCGAGAGCACGACCCUGCCUCCGAAACACGACCCUGCCAAGCCGCACUGCUUGUUGACACGCUGCUCGCUUAACCCGGAAGCCAGCCGCACCAACGUGUCGGAGGAAACACCGUACAACUGGCGACCGUGUCAGCGUGCAUGCGCCCGGCCUGCCCACAGGGGUCGCUAGCACACGAUGGGACAAGGACAUCCCGGCCGGCCUCACCUAACGAUGCUGGGCCAAUUGUGCAUCGCCUCAUGCGGCCGCCUGCGACACAGCCCGGGAUCGAACCCGGAUCUGUAGUGACGCCUCAAGCACUGCCUUAGACCGCUGUGCCACUCGGGAGGCCUCAAUUUAGUUAUUUUAACAACCAGUUAAUCCAGUAAGAUACAUGUUUCAAAAUUGCCCUUUGAAUGUAUUAUGCUACAGUAUUGUAAAUUACUGUACAUUACACUGUUUUUCCAUUAGGCAAGACACUUGCACUACCCAUUAAAAUUGACUGAUCACAUUUCCAUAAUUUCUGUUCCAUGUGUGAUCGAAGGUUUGAUCAUUGAAUGUAAUCAAAUGAAAUAAAUGAAGGAAACAAUGUCUACCAGGCACUAAUUUGCAUCAAGCUUGUCUUGAUCAUUUGGCCACAGGUUCUGGUCAUGCACCUGGGGAAAAACCUUUUGCAUGGCGAAUCCAAGCCUGACAUUCAGUAGGUCUGGAUUGAAAUCAUUGCAUGCCUCAUCCACGGCCUGAAGGAGGGUGGUACACUCAUGGGACUGGCAAUCAUGCAUCUUCCACCUGUAUUGUAAUUGUGUAUUGUACUUGUGAAAAUAGUACCAAAGCGAUAAAAAAAACGGUAUUUGUUACAUACAGUACAUUUACAUUUACAGUACGGUACAGCUCUGAUCAUGUACAUAUAUACAGUGCAUUCGGAAAGUAUUCAGACCCCUUGACUUAUCCACAUUUUGUUACGUUACAGCCUUAUAUUAAAAUUGAUUAAAUUGUGUUUUUCCCUCAUCAAUCAAAACACAAUACCCCAUAAUGACCAAUAAAGCAAUUUUUUAAUUAUGUUUUAUUUUUGCUAAUAAAAUAAAUGAAAAAUAACAGAAAUAUCACAUUUACAUAAGUAUUCAGACCCUUUACUCAGUACUUUGUUGAAGCACAUUUGACAGCGAUUACAGCCUCGAUUUUUCUAGGGUAUGACCCUACAAGCUUGGCACCCCUGUAUUUGGGGAGUUUCUCCCAUUCUUCUCUGAAGAUCCUCUCAAGCUCUGUCAGGUUGGAUAGGGAGCGUUGCUGCACAGCAAUUUUCAGGUCACUCCAGUGAUGUCCGAUCGGGUUCAAGUCCAGGCUCUGGCUGGGCCACUCAAGGACAUUUAGAGACUUGCCCAGAAGCCACUCCUGCAUUGUCUUGGCUGUGUGCUUAGGGUCGUCAUCCUGUUGGAAGGUGAUGCUUUGCCCCCAGUCUGAGGUCCUGAGCGCUCUGGAGCAGGUUUUCAUCAAGGAUAUCUCUACUUUGCUCCCUUCAUCUUUCCCUCAAUCCUGACUAGUCUCCCAGUCCCUGCCGCUGAAAAACAUCCCCACAGCAUGAUGCUGCCACCACCAUGCUUCACCGUAGGGAUAGUACCAGGUUUCCUCCAGAUGUGACGCUUGGCAUUCAGGCCAAAGACUUCAUCCUUGGUUUCAUCAGACCAGAGAAUCUUUUUUCUCAUGGUCUGAGAGUCCUUUAGGUGCCUUUGGCAAACUCCAAGCGGGCUGUCAUGUGCCUUUUACUGAGGAGUGCCUUCCGUCUGGCCACUUUACCAUAAAGGCCUGAUUGGUGGAGUGCUGCAGAGAUGGUUGUCAUUCUGGAAGGUUCUCCAAUCUCCACAGAGGAAUUCUGGAGCUCUGUCAGAGUGACCAUCGGGUUCUUGGUCACCUCCCUGACCAAGGCCCUUCUCCCCCGAUUGCUCAGUUUGGCUGGGUGGCCAGCUCUAGGAAGAGUCUUGGUGGUUCCAAACUUAUUCCAUCUUAGAAUGAUGGAGGCCACUGUAUUCUUGGGGACCUUCAAUGCUGCAGAAAUGUUUUAGUACCCUCGACACAAUCCUGUCUCGGAGCUCUACGGACAAUUCCUUCGACAUCAUGGCUUGGUUUUUGCUCUGACAUGCACUGUCAACAGUGGGACCUUAUAUAGACAGGUGUUUGCCUUUCCAAAUUAUGUCCUAUCAAUUUAAUUUAGCUCAGGUGUACUCCAAUGUAGAAACAUCUCAAGGAUGAUCAAUGGAAACAUGAUGCACCUGAGUUCAAUUUUGAGUCUCAUAGCAAAUGGUCUGAAUACUUAUUUAAAUAAGGUAUUUCUGUUUUUUAUUUUUUAUAAGUGUGCAAGACAUUUCUAAAAGCCUGUUUUCACUUCAUCAUUAUGGGGUAUAGUGUGUAGAUUGAUGAGGAAAUGUUUUAUUUAAUCCAUUUUAGAAUAAGGCUGUAACGUAACAAAAUGUGGAAAAAGUGAAGGGUCUGAAUAUUUUCUGAAUGCACUGUAUGUACAGUAUAUGUUUAACUUACUGUAGAGUAAAAUCAUAUUAGUCAUCAUCAUAGUAGUAUAUUUGAGUAUAUAUCAUACUUUUUAUGUUUCUACUUUACAGACAUACAUUUUCAUCAUGUAGAUCUCAAAAUCUGUAGUAGACAAACCAGAUAUAAAAUCUAUAGGUUUACCAAAUGUUUAAGUGAUCAUCAAUUAAGAGCAGUCAGAUUAAGUUAUAGUAAAAUGUAUUUUAACAAAAGAGAAGAGAAUCAUAUUAAACAUAAUGUGAUAAUUGUACUGUGAAACGCAAAUACCUUAUAUAAAAAUUUAUUGCAAUGUGAAACGUAUUUCUAGAUGAAACACUGAUUAAGUUUGGUGAAAAAGUGACUGUAUGAUUUUGUGUUGUGUUUUAAACAACUGCCUCUUUGAUGAUCUGUUUUGAGUUUUGUACUAAGAGUUGUGGAAAUUUACCACAUACUGUACUUUGCACCAAAGUGAUAAAAAAACUGUACCAUAAUAAUAUUUAUUCUGUAUAGGCACCAUAGUGGAGUCUUGUCCCUCGUCUCCUGUGUUUCUCCCAGCCAAACCAGAAGCCAAGCCAAAGAAGGCUGUGAGGAGGAGAACUAGGAAGAACCUGAAGGACGGGAGCACAGGCAGCUGGUCUACAGACAGUGGAAAUCCUGCUUGUACCAACAUGAAGGAGAACGGGAAGCCAGGGAAGCCCAAAAGACGCAAGAGCCAAUCCCGUCAGACAGAAGACAGCAAGGACACUGCCAAUGAGAGAGAGGACAGCAAGGCUCCAGCCAAUCCCAGAGAAGACAGGAAGGCCCUGGCUAAUGAGAGAGAAGACAGCAAGGGGUCAGUGGGGUCAGGGGUCACAGGUGAGCACGAGGACCUAUCCCUGUCUAGCCCAGAGAGCAGAGCGCACCAGAAAAAGACCAGAAAAGUUAAUAAGACCCCAGAGAAAGACAAAGACAAUGCCAAGACCCCACAGAAAGAGUCCAAUAACAGAGUCAAAGUCUUUGGUAAGUAUUCUUUUACAAUUUUUACCUCCUGUGUGUGUGUGUGUGUGUGUGUGUGUGUGUGUGUGUGUGUGUGUGUGUGUUUGUGUGUAUGUGUGUGUCAUUCUUCAUUCCUAGAGAUGAGAGAAUGGUUAAUGGCAGAAGAGUCUGGCAUCAUGCUACCAUACUUUGAAGUUAAGAUACAGAUGACCCACCAUUAAUCUUUAUCAAGGUAUUUCCAUUUAUGUACUUUGUGAGUUGGAAAGAAAUUGGAACGAAUCAGAGUGUUGCUUUUUAAAGAUUCAUUGCAGGAUGAAGAAGCUCUGAGUAAGCAGAGCGGGACGAAAAAUAAGGAUUUGGGAUCAAAUGGAAAAAGCAGAAAUGGGGAAAGACUGAAGGACUUCUAUAAAGAAUGUGUGGAAAUGAGCACUGGGCUGGACUUGAGCCCAAACAAACAGCACUGGUUCAAGGCAAACAGUGAGUAAAUAAACCAUGGCUCAGUACGGGCUGGGAUACCCCCAGAGUACUUACUGUAACUGAUUUAUAUACACUGUAAUACACAUACUAAUGCCUGAUCUAGAAUAUAAACCUAAAAUCAAUGGCUUUCUGAAUUGAGAAUGAUUAAGUGUUUAAUGAUUAUUUGACGAUGUAUUUAGACAUCCAUCCACCACUUUUCCAUUUCAUCCAAUCAGUGAACAGGCGGUGAAUUAUAUGUGGUCCAUGUCUGUGUGUCCAGUCCUGGAGAGGCGGCGUCUGGAGAAGAAGCUGUUAUCUUUUCCCAACCCCUCGGGCUCAGAUGUGGAGCUCAGUGAGGAGAGCGACAGCACUCUGCACCCAGACAGGCAGACAGGGGACCAGGACAGCGCUGUACUCAACACGGGUCAAACACACAUCUCAACGAUAGAACAAGAUCUACAGGCCCAGGUAGGCUACAUGGUGUGAAAUAAACAAGCUGCGAUUAUAGCAACUCUGUACACAUACUUCUAGGAAGUGAAAAGCAACAGAACAAGCACCAAAAAUGUAAAUGGUGCUAAUUUGUUGAGAACAGGUGUAGAAAAACAAUUAGAAACGUCCCUUUGGAAGGUACUCCAAAAUACACCCCACAAUGACAUGAAGCUGAAUACAGUAAAUUUAAAACAGUGCAGUUUGUCAAAGGGCGUCUGUGUCUGUUACUGUGUCUGUUACUGUGUCUGUUACAGAUGCUUAGCUCAUCAUCACCUUCAGAUGAUGAAGGAGCAUUCAGUUCAACCGUGUCCAUCAUAUGAUCACCUGAUAUAGCAGGCUGAAACAUUCCACACAGUCUAGCAAGAUGGCCUGCUGCAUGUUGACCGUGGCCAGACCAUAACGUUAGUUUCUCAAGUUAGCUAGUGUCUCCCCCCUGACCAGACCUGGGUUCAAAUACUAUAUGAAAUCUUUGAAAUAUUUUUGAGCUAUUGUUUUAGCCUGUCUGGAGUGCCAGGUGGGUGUGGUUUGCACUUUUGGGACUUUUCUAUUGGUUGCAUUGCAACAGGCAGAUCUUAAUCAAGCACAGUUUAAGUAUUUUACAUAUUUCAAAUAGUAUUUGAACCCAGGUAUGCUCACUACAUACCUCCAUACCUCGGUCCAUACCACCACAGUCCCAGUCAGAUCCCUGUCUAAGACGUUCCUCAGUUAUCCUCACAGACAAACAGCAAAUGUCUCGAUCCUCUGCUCACAGAUUAAGGUUCCAAAAUCUGUUUAAUAUCAAUCAAAUGUGACUGGGUGUCACGACUUCCUCCGAGGCUGCCUCCUCUCCUUGUUCGAGCAGGCUUCGGCGUUGAUGGAAAGUCCAGACAGUACCUCCACCGUGCGCGUUCCCCCCAUUUUCCAAAAUUCAGGCAACCAAAUUACCACCUCAUCGGGUGGGGGAUUGCGCGAUAAACCUCCGGGUAGAUGCUGUGCCUCCCAGGAGUCAUGUGUAUCCCCUGUCGCAGGCUGAAAUGGAGGCUAUAGAGACAUACAUCUCAGAGUCCCUGUGCCAGGGGUUCAUACAUCCCUCCACUUCACCCGCCUCCUCAAGUUUCGUUUUUGUGAAGAAGAAAGACGGAGGUCUGCGCCCUUGCAUUGAUUAUCGAGCACUGAACAAGGGGACAAUAUGUUAUAGUUAUCCUCUACCCCCUUCCAUCUGUGAUCGAGUCAAUGCAUGGUGCACACUUUUUCACAAAAUUAGAUCUCCGGAGUGCGUACAACCUGGUGCGUGUCCGAGAGGGGGACGAGUGGAAGACAGCAUUCAGCACAACCACGGGGCAUUAUGAAUACCUGGUGAUGCCUUACAGUUUGAUGAAUGCUCCAUCCGUCUUCCAGUCAUUUGUGAAUGAGGUGUUUCGGGACAUGCUUGGUCGUGGUGUAAUGGUCUACAUCGAUUACGUUUUGGUGUAUUCUGCUACACGUGCUGAGCAUGUGUCCCUGGUUCGCAAAGUGCUGGCCCAACUGUUGGAACAUGACCUUUAUGCCAAGGCAGAAAAGUGUCUGUUUUUCCAACAGUCCGUCUCCUUCCUCUGAUACCGCAUUACCACCUCAGGUGUGGAGAUGGAGGGAGAUCGCAUUUCAGCCGUCCGUUAUUGGCCGACUCCAACCACGGUAAAGGAGGUGCAGCGCUUUAUUGGCUUUGCCAAUUACUAUCAGAGGUUUAUCCGGGGAUUUGGCAAGGUCGCAGCUCCCAUCACAUCACUGUUGAAGGGUGGGCCUUCCCGGCUCUGCUGGUCUGCUGAGGCUGACAGAGCCUUCAGUAACCUGAGGGUUCUGUUCACCUCAGCCCCGGUACUGGCCCAUCCCGAUCCAUCACUACCGUUCGUAGUGGAGGUGGAUGCGUCUGAGGUAGAGAUAGGCGCUGUCCUGUCUCAACGCUCGGGCACGCCACCCAAGCGCCACCCCUGUUCCUUCUUCUCCAAGAAGCUCAGCCCAGCGGAGCAGAACUACGACGUUGGUGAUUGGGAGCUGUUGGCUGUUGUCCGAGCCCUGACCGUACUGGCUCGAGGGGGCGAAACACCCUUUCCGCGUCUUGACGGACCACCGUAACCUGGAGUACAUCCGGGCAACGAGGAGGCUGAACCCUCGCCACGCCGGUAGUAUGGGCGAUGGACGCGGACAUAGAGACUUCCUUACUGAUCUUCCCCUCUCUCAAGGUAACACCACCAUCCUGGUCAUUGUGAACUGCUUUUCCAAAGCCUGCCCCCUCCUUCCUCUGCCCGGUCUCCCCACGACUGCGGAGGCCCUGUUUACACACGUCUUCUGGCACUACGGGGUGCCAGAGGACAUAUUCUCUGACCGGGGUCCCCAGUUCACAUCCAGGUCAGCCUGACCUCUGGUUUUCACCCCGUGUCUAAUGGGCAGGUAGAACGGGUGAAUCAGGAUGUGGGUAGGUUCCUGCGAUCCUACACUCCUACCGGGGGAGAGGUCGGUGUUCUUGCCAUGUGCCGAAUAUGCCCAGAACUCUCUCCGCCACACCUCCACUAACCUAACACCAUUUCAAUGUGUUUUAGGUUAUCAGCCGGUUCUGCCACCAUGGCAUCAGAGCCAGACCGAGGCUCCUGCCGUGGAUGACUGGUUUUGGCACGCGGAGGAGACGUGGAACGCUGCCCACGUCCACCUCCAACAUGCUGUGCGUCGCCAGAAGGCCAACGCUGACUGCCACCGCAGUGAGGCCCCGGUCUUUGUACCGGGUGAUCGGGUCUGGCUCUCAACCCAGAAUCUUCCCCUCCGCCUGCCCUGCCGGAACCUGAGCCCGCGGUUUGUGGGGCCGUUCAAAGUCCUGAGGAGAAUAAACAAGGCUACUUAUAGGUUAUUACUCCCUCCAGAUUAUUGUAUUAACCCCUCGUUCAAUGGGUCUCUCCUCAGUCCGAUGGUGGCUGGUCCGCUCCAGGACUCUGAGGUGCGGGAGGUCCCUCCGCCCCCUCUGGACAUCGAGGGGCCCCCGGCGUACUCCAUCCGUUCCAUCCUGGAUUCGAGGUGUCAGGUGGGGGGCCUUCAGUACCUCAUGGAUUGGCAGGAGGAUACGGAGGAGCGGUGCUGGGUCCCGGUGAGGGAUAUCCUCGAUCCCUCCCUGUUGCGGGAUUUCUACCGUCACCAUCCGGCUCACCCUGCUCCGCGUCCUCCUGGUCGUCCCUGAGGCCGGUGUCGGCGCGCUGCUGGAGCUGCGCGUCAAGGGGGGGUACUGUCACGACUUCCUCCGAAGCUGCCUCCGAGGCUGCCUCCUCUCGUUGUUCGGGCAGGCUUCGGCAUUCGUCGUCACCGGCCUUCUAGCCACUGCCGCUCCUCAUCUCUUCAUUCCAUUUGUUUUGUCUUGUUUAUUACACAGACCUGGUUCAUAUCCCGUCAUCAGUACCUGUAUAAGUGUUCCCUCUGCCCCCUUGUCUUUGUGUGUGAUUGUAUAUUGUGAGAUUAGUGAAGCUCGGUGGAGCUCCUUGUAUUUUUUAUCACCGGGUUAUUUUCCCCGUGUGCCUUCGUGGUUUCAGUGCGCCUGUUUUGCGCACUGGACUGUUUUGAUGCUUUAUUGUGUAACUUUGUAUUCCGGAAUAAAUCCUGUUAUUCUGUGAUUUACCCUCCUGCGCCUGACUCCUUCAAAUCACCACAUCACACUGGGGUGCCGACAGGAAUCGCUGGAUUUAUUGAAGUCUGUGCCAAUAUGAGGAAUUGCUGUCUGAAUUCCGAAAAGUCUCAGUUUACAUAAUUCUAGCCAGUAGAUAUGGAUUGUAAUUCCUCAAUAGGAUGAGACAGAUGUAUUUCAGAAUCUGCGCACUGUAGAACCAUCCAAAACUUCACAUAGCUGGAAUAUCAUAAAUUGAUGAUGGGUGCUGCAUAUUCGUUCAAUCAUAUAACAUAAACAACCUCUGACAGAUCUAAUGACCAGUCUAAAUAGAAGAGUUAUCACUCUGCCUACACUCCUUGUCAUCUCCCUAUCUGGACCCAUCAUGAGGGUGCUACUCUUUCAUUCAAUAUACAGUGUAUAUAUACAGUUGACGUCAGAAGUUUACAUACACCUUAGCCAAAUACAUUUAAACUCUGUUUUUCACAAUUCCUGACAUUUCAUCCUAGUAAAAAUUCCCUGUCUUAGGUCAGUUAGGAUCACCACUUUAUUUUAAGAAUGUGAAAUGUCAGAAUAAUAGUAGAGAGAAUGAUAUAUUUCAGCAUUUAUUUAUUUAAUCACAUUCCCAGUGGGUCAGAAGUUUACAUACACUCAAUUAGUAUUUGGUAGCAUUGCCUUUAAAUUGUUUAACUUGGGUCAAACGUUUUUGGGUAGCCUUCCACAAGCUUCCCACAAUAAGUUGGGUGAAUUUUGGCCCAUUCCUCCUGACAGAGCUGGUGUAACUGAGUCAGGUUUGUAGGCCUCCUUGCUCACACAUGCUUUUUCAGUUCUGCCCACAAAUGUUCUAUAGGAUUGAUGUCAGGGCUUUGUGAUGGCCACUCCAAUACCUUGACUUUGUUGUCCUUAAGCCAUUUUGCUACAACUUUGGAAGUAUGCUUGGGGUCAUUGUCCAUUUGGAAGACCCAUUUGCGAGCAAGCUAUAACUUCCUGACUGAUGUUCAAUUUAUCCACAUAAUUUUCCUUCCUCAUGAUGCCAUCUAUUUUGUGAAGUGCACCAGACCCUCCUGCAGCAAAGCACCCCCACAGCAUGAUACUGCCACCCCAGUGCUUCACGGUUGGGAUGGUGUUCUUCGGCCAAACAUAACGAUGGUCAUUAUGGCCAAACAGUUCUAUUUUUGUUUCAUCAGACCAGAGGACAUUUCUCCAAAAAGUACGAUGUCCCCAUGUGCAGUUGCAAACCGUAGUCUGGCUUCUUUAUGGCAGUUUUGGAGCAGUGGCUUCUUCCUUGCUGAGCGGCCUUUCAGGUUAUGUCGAUAUAGGACUCGUUUUACUGUGGAUAUAGAUACUUUUGUACCUGUUUCCUCCAGCAUCUUCACAAGGUCCUUUGCUGUUGUUCUGGGAUUGCACUUUUCGCACUAAAGUACGUUCAUCUCUAGGAGACAUAACCAGUCUCCUUCCUGAGCGAUAUGAUGGCUGCGUGGUCCCAUGGUGUUUAUACUUGCGUGCUAUUGUUUGUACAGAUGAACGUGGUACCUUCAGGCGUUUGGAAAUUACUCCCAAGGAUGAACCAGACUUGUGGAGGUCACCAAUUUUUUUUUCUGAGGUCUUGGCUGAUUUCUUUUGAUUUUCCCAUGAUGUCAAGCAAAGAGGCACUGAGUUUGAAGGUAGGCCUUGAAAUACAUCCACAGGUACACCUCCAAUUGACUCAAAUGAUGUCAAUUAGCCUAUCAGAAGCCUCUAAAGCCAUGACAUCAUUUUCUGGAAUUGUCCAAGCUGUUUAAAGGCACAGUCAACUUAGUGUAUGUAAACUUCUAACCCACUGGAAUUGUAAUACAGUGAAUUAUAAGUGAAAUAAUCUGUCUGUAAACAAUUAUUGGAAAUAUUACUUGUGUCAUGCACAAAGUAGAUGUCCUAACCGACUUGCCAAAACUAUAGUUUGUUAACAAGAAAUGUGUGGAUUGGUUGAAAAACAAGUUUUCAUGACUCCAACCUAAGUGUAUGUAAAACAUUUUUUUUUUCAUGUAUCGGUUUUCGUUGACAUUGACUCUCUGUUAUAUCUCUGAUUACUUUUCACUGUCAUUAUCUCUGUUUCUAGCUGGAUGCCAUGAUGCGGGUGUUGAACACGUCUGAUGAGGUGGAGCAGCUGGUGCUGAGGAACACUGGCCUGACAGAUGCACUCCUACUGAGCCUGGCCACGGCCCUGAAGAGGAGCCCCUCGGAGGUCACAUUCCUCAAUCUCAACCUCAACCACCUCGGACCCCACGGGGCUCACAUCCUCCUGGACCUACUGGGGGCCAAGCCCCAGGUCAAAGGACUGCUGUGAGUCACUGCGUGUGUGUGUGUGUGUGUGUGUGUGUGUGUGUGUGUGUGUGAAUAACUCUCUCUUAUACAUAAAUUGUUCUCUGAAAGUUUGUGAAUGAAGUUUACUUUUUGAAGAUAGAAGGUUUUUCCAGGACUCCAAUGACAUACUGUAAAUCCAUGGACAUACAAGUGAUCAGGACAAGAGUAGGCUCCAUAUCUCCCAACAAGGUCCUGCUGUGGGCCAAGCCCUAGGUCAGAGGGUUGCUGUGACUCAGUGUCACAAAGCCUUUGAUGUUUAGUUCCAGCUAAUAUGUCACAAUUUAUAGCAACUAUUGCUUGACCCAUGGCCGCACAAGCGUACACGUUAUAUCUCUCAAGAAGAUCUGUCAGGUGAGAGGUCUCCCUUGAAAAAUUGAUGUUUGGACUUUAAUGGGAAAACCUGGUAACAACAGCUGUCCAAAGAAAGCUUUAUCUGUUAGGUGAGCCACUUCAAAGAAAAAUGAAUAUAUUAGUUGGAAGGUGUGAUUGACUGCUGAUUCUUCUUCUUCUCUACAGCUUGUUUGGAAACAAACUGGGAGACCUUGGAGUUCUGACACUACUUAGUGGACUGGCUCAACUCCAGGAGAUAACAAUGAGAGACCCAACAUCACUACAUUGGAUCGAAGACCCACAGGUCCAGGGCCAGAACCUGUUAACACACCCAGUUGUCACCCUCCCUCCAACCACCGAGGGCACUCUCUACCCCUUUUCACUGUUGGAGCUGGACAUAGGAGGGAAUGGGCUGAGCAGCGAUGGCCUGAGGGUGUUGACGUCCUACAUGAGACUCCACUCAAGACUGCAGUACCUGGGGCUGGCCCGGACCACUGGUGCGGACCUAGAGGCAUGGCGGGAGCUGUUUGACUCUCUGAAGGGAAAUGUGACCCUCAGCCAUAUUAUCCUAGAUGAGAUUAACCUAGGAGACCAGGGAGCCAGGCUAUUCGCUGACAUGCUGAGAGACAAUGAGAGCCUGAGGCAGGUGGAUCUGGACAGGAAUGGGAUUGGUGAGGUGGGAGGAAGUGACAUCAUAGAGGCACUGCUUUGUAGGACACAGUUUCCGCUGAGACACCUGAGUCUGGAGGGGAAUGGUAUCAGCGCCGGACUAAUGGGUAGAAUACAACAGGAAGUGAGAUUUAACUGACAAAAUGUAUCCAAAAUUAUGAACAAGGAAGGGCACAGCCCAUAGCACAAAGGAGGAACAGUCAAAAGAGAUGUUGCUGAAAGGACAAAAUAAUAUGGAUUUGUCUGAUUAUUUCUACACAAGAUCGGCAUCUAGCUACCGUAGACGAGACUAGACUAUUCCUCACUGUUAAUAACUUACUUCUCACAUCUAUGUUGAAUCAUCUCAAUUGGAGCUCAGUCAGUGUAGAUUGCAGGUCAGUGGAAGAAAACUCUUCUCGCCAACACACAUGGAGGUCCUUUCCCUUUGCUACUGUAGGUGGCCCUGAUUUAAAUAUCUUUGUAAAGCUCACGGAUAUGACCGUCAGCUCAGCAGGUAGGAGUGUGUUGUGAUUUAGCUAGGCUUCUCUGUGGUCUGGGUGAGUCGUCAGAGAAAAGCCCCAUAAAGUAAGUCUUUCUUCCCAGCGCCUGUGGUGAGGUCAGGCCAGGAUGUUUACCUUGUGCUAUUUUCUCCCCACCCCGAUUUAUGCACUAAUGCUGCCUUCAGGACCACAAUCUCCUCCUUGUUGACGCUUGUUAUUCCCUAGAGUUUAGUAAUCCCCUGGAAAAUGUUGUUUGGAGAAAUGUCCAUAUCUCGUAACCAUGGUGAUGCAAACAUGAAGUGGCACUAUUUAACUGUACUUCCUAUUAGAGACUAAUGUAAAAAAUUAUUACUACAGUAUAUACUGUAUUAGAUGUUUUUGUUAAAGGCAGAAAUAAAGAAAAGCGAAUAAAAAAUAAAUAUAUCCAUCACACAAUAUAUCCAUACUUUUGUUGACAUAAUGACCAAACGUGUUUUGCGUGUUUUUGUGUGUGUCAAUGGAGAGAGGGAAAGAGAGAGACAGCGAGAGAGAGAUAGAGGGAGAGGGAGAAAGAGGGUAUAGGGCAGGGAGUUCUUCCAAGAUGCAGGAUGUUUGGUUUCAGUAGGAAAUGCACUUGACAGAGCAGCCUAAGGUGGACUGAAGGUGGAGUCAUAAGAAACACACAAAGUCACUAGUCUCUUUGAGUGAAAUGAGAUGGUGGAUAGUGGGAACAUGAAGACCGUGUAAUACUAAGAUUUAGCCCAAAACAAGCUGCUUCUUUCCUGAAAAAGAAGACACAAUGCUUUUAUUCUAUGUGGCUCAAGAUUUGAGGGGAAAAAGUCACAUAUGUGUGGGAGUGUUCAGUGGGGUACACAUGAGGAAACAAGUUAAGUAAAAUAAUUGGUACGCUUUAUAUUAUAGGGUGUUAUUUACUUGGUAUUUACCUCAAAACUACACUUGAAAAUGGUAAUUACUCAAUAAUUACCAAAUAACUACUUUUAAGGGAUAUUUUAGCAUAAUGGACACUAGGUAAAUAAAGACUUACCAAACUUUCUUUGCAAGGCACUAACUGUUUACUGUUUACAGUAUGGUAGUAUUUUGGAAUACUGUAUCUUCUAUCUUCUAUCUAAAUCUGAAAUGUACACUAUACACUGUAUUUUAACCCUUUAACUGUCUCUUCUUGAAAAAAUAUUUCUCCUUAACUUCCUAUUACUAACAACUCAAAGAAGACCUUUGGAAAUAACAGAGCUCUACAAGGCGGUUGAGAAGUCAAAAGAGGGUCAUACCAGCAAUGCCAUAACAGAAUGUGAAUUUGCAUAGCAUUUUUACUAAUCUCAACAAUAUUACAAAAAUUACUUUAGGUCUGCGUCAAUGGCUUGUAUAGGUAGGUAAUCAUUUUUAAAUGAGGACUGAUGUCAAAUUUGAACAAAUUAGGGUAAUUUUGUAUGUCUAAACAUGAAUAUUAAAUGACAUUGAAAUAAAUGCGUUUCCAGGUGGUGUAUAAUGCAAUGUCCUUCAAAAUGGUUUUCUUACAUUUCAAAUGAUCCAGACUACAUUUUUAGAUAAAGUGCAGUUUUUUAUUACUAUUAUAGGCAUUAUUUUAUAGGCAACCUUAUGUCUGAAUAUUGAUUAAUUGACCCCAUGGGUCAUGAAAUGUAGUUAAACCUAUUUAUGUUGCCUAAUAUACAGUAGUGUUCAAUUAUAUUUUUCACUAAAAUACAUAAUUUCUAUAUAAAAAAUAAAUGUACCCUAUUCUUAGUCCACCGUACUUUCUACUCACAUAGAAUGAACCGCCUGUUUGAGCACAUCAACAAAAAAAAAUAUGCUUUUCAGUAUUUGUACAUUUUAACGAUUUAUUUUCAUAUUCCUACUCUCCAAGGUCUCUACUAACAGGAAUGGUGCAAUAUUAAUCCCUCAUCAACUGAAUUCCUGCUGUCUUUGGUGACUGAUUUUGAGUUUCUUCACAGCCCUCUGAGUGGGCAAAGUUACAGUGCCACAACACUGAACUGCAGCAACCCAAAAGGAUACAAAUUAUGUUAUUUGGUGAAGGAGGGCUCAGGGAGUUGACCAACCAAGUUCAAGUGAAAAAAAUAUCAUAUCCACUUCUAAAUACAUUGUCAAAACAUGCUCUACCAGCUAGUUGAGAAUAGGGUUUAAAUAGCUGUCAGUCAAUAGAUCAUUGUCUCCAGUCUAAGAAAACAAACUUUUUACAAAUCAAAAAGGGAUUACUAAGAACUAAGCCAAACCAUGUCAUGUAUAGCCUAAUUUCAGUGGUCUCAAUCCUUCAUAAGUUAUACAGUACUUCCUUUCAGAAUCAGACGAAAACAAGCACAAAAUGUAAGCUAUCAGAGAGAGCGUUUUGGCCCCGGUAUGGACCAUGGUAUUGUUCUUUGGACCAACUGACAUUCUGAGAAUAACUGUAGAAUAACUGUAUUCAUCUGAUCAAAGCUUGUCGUCGUAGUGAUUACCCCCAGGGUCAAGGCUGCUGCCAAUAGUUGCUGUGUUGAAACCAAUCCCUCCAUCCCUCUAUCCCUCCAUUCCUCCAUGCUUCUGAAACCAAUCCCUCCAUCCUUCCUCUGUAGUCCUCCUCCCCUGGCCUGGUUUCCUCUCUGCAGCCCCUGAUAAGGAUCCUUUAUGAGCCUCUAUGUGGGCUGACAGACGGAUGGAUGAGACUGACUGACUGACUGACUGGUGCACCUGAAGAUUACAGAGCCUAGCUGAGGAUUUCAGCUAGAUGAGACAGUUAGCUCAAUAUGUUUGUAGAGUAGCUCACACUGACAGGAUGGUGUGGGAAUGAUUGUGGAAUGUAUAUUGUCUUGAUUUUGUCCCGUCAUGCUCUUUCAGUCAUGCCGUACAUUUUGUACAACUUUCGUUGUAUCUUCACUGGGCUAUUAUUUCAGUUCUGUAAAACUCCUCAUAAAUCAAAUCAAUUUUUAUUUGUUACAUGCUUAGUAAACAACAGGUGUAGACUAACAGUGAAAUGCUUACUUAUGGACCCUUCCCAACAAUGCAGAGAGAAAAAUAGAAAAAUAAUAACAUGAGGAAUAAAUACACAAUGAUUAACGAUACCUUACUUGGCUAUAUACACUGGGUACCAGUACCGAGUCGAUAUUCAGGGGUACGAGGUAAUUGAGGUAGAUAUGUACAUAUAGGUAGUGAUAAAGUGACUAGGGAACAGGGAACAGGAUAGAUAACAAACAGUAACAGCAGUGUGUGAUGAGUCAAACGAGUUCAAAAAUGGUCAAUACAGAUAGUCCGAGUAGCUAUUGGUUAACUAUUUAACUAACUUUUUAGCAGUCUUAUGGCUUGGGGGUAGAAGCUGUUCAGGGUCCUGUUGGUUCCAGACUUGGUGCAUCGUACUUGCCGUGCGGUAGCAGAGAGAACAGUCUAUGACUUGGGUGGAUGGAGUCUGACAAUUUUUAGAGCCUUCCUCUGACACCGCCCAGUAUAUAGGUCCUGGAUGGAUAAUGUAUCUCUUUGAUAGGAAAGUCAAAAGAUCAUUAUGUCCUAUUCAUUUCUGAACCAUUUCUAUAGUGACACUUCAGGGGCCUACUAAAAUGCAUCUGUGCUCUAACCAGCAGAGCUUAUUGUUUUUACCUUGAUCGUCAAAGGGGUCAUUCCUACUCUGCAGUGCCUUUUCUGUCCCCAGGAAAUCUCACUUCUUGUUUAGUGUCAAAUGUAUCAGGUGACCUUUACCAUAAAAACACAAAAAUAUGGAUCUUGAAAGAUAAUGUUAUGCAUUUUGAACACUUUUUGUCAGUGGAUUUGGGCAUUUUUGCCAUGUCCCUGGGUUUUAUUCAUCAACUUCCAUGAGAAAAUAUAAGCCAUAAAAUAAUAAAAUACUUCAAAUCUAUCUUAAUUAUUUGAUCGUCCUAGUUCAAUUCUCUCUUAUCAAGAAUGUUUUUUUCAUGAUUAUUGUAUUUAUUAUUAUUAUUAUUUAAGAUUUUCUGUGUGUCCCUGAUAUAACUUUCCACCCUGUUAGUUUGUUGUAAUUCUACAUUUAAGAAAACAACCCCUUCCUACAAUGACACCACAUUCAGGAAGUAUCAUCCUUUCUUUGGUGGGAAAACAAUGGAGUCCAGCUAAAUAAAUAUAAACACUCAUUUUUAUCAAUUCAUCCAUGUUUCAUUUUGUCUGUAUGUCCCACGACUAAAAUGACUGUCUCACUCCAUGCAAUUUCUUAUUGUUAAACCAGCCUGGCCAACAAGAGGAAGGACUGUAAUCCACUGACUAAAGAUAAGACCUUCAGACUUUUCUGUUACAGCUGGACCCAGAUGAGUGACCCCAUUGUCUCCCCACCAAUGUUAUCUAAACCAGCCCUGAAACGAAUACUGUAGUGUUACAAGGCUCUUUCAACUGCGCUCUCUCUCUGCCUGCAGACAACUGUAAUGUUACAAGGCUCUCAAGACUCUUUCAACUGCUCUCUCUGCCAAAGACAGGGCCCGAUAAUAGAACCUCCAUCUUCAAGGCAUUUACAGGUAUGCUUGUGAAAUCAAGUCUUUCUAUUCAAUGCUUGGUAUUGUAUCUACAGGGUACAGUCUUUGUAAUUGACUGCAUUGUGAUUACAGACAUUACACAGUAUGAAGUGAAAAAUAACGCAGAAAAAAUUGAGCAUCUUUGUAACAAACAAAACCUUCCUUUUGAUAGACAUUAACAGGUCACACUCAAUAUAGGCCUCGCACAUGCACACACACACACACACACACACACAAACACACACACACACAGGUCUCUCUCUGUACUUCUUUGUGCGUGGAUCCUUCUGACCUUUCAAGGUUAUGUCUGAGCUGACACAUGAAAAUUCCCUGGUCAAACCUAUGUGGACGUCUGUCUGGGCAGCAGGUGAGAGUUUCUGCCCGUAGUGAUUGAAAUCAGAAUGACUGUAUAGUAGGACUACAGUAGCAAAACACACACAUGUCAACAAACUGACCGAGACAGGUUUAAUGAGGUUUAGAUGAGGAAAUAAGGUUGGUUUAUUCCAGUAAUUAAAAUAUUCUCUUAACCUCUCUCAGGCAACUGUACACACUAGGAUGCUAUCAAAGACAGACAUGGUACUGUGACUGUCCAGUAUGGUUAAUAGAAUAUACCAAUACCUUCAGACAACCAUCCCAUUCACAUCACCACCAUAAACAAAUAGUAGGGACCAUAAGAGGACGGUUUGUGCCCAUUCUUUGGUCAGUGUGGCCAUUCAGGGUCAGUCAGCCCUCUGUCUCUGUCUCAGGAAUAGGAAAGGGGUUGGAUGGAGUGUGUGUUUGUGUAUGUGUGUUUGUGUGUGUGUGCUGUACUGUACUGUACUGUAGACCUGGUCUCUCCCAGUCCCUCCAUUUAAAGAGCCAGUCAGUGUGUUUGUGUAUACAGAGGCCUGGAGGC
Molecule: messenger RNA, 31807 nt
Organism: Coregonus sp. 'balchen'
Lineage: Eukaryota; Metazoa; Chordata; Actinopteri; Salmoniformes; Salmonidae
Source: the annotation of a GenBank genome assembly